Messenger RNA from Zalophus californianus (California sea lion), 4783 nucleotides. It is a transcript of the gene CAPN15, whose product is annotated as calpain 15. Lineage: Eukaryota; Metazoa; Chordata; Mammalia; Carnivora; Otariidae. Gene Ontology annotation, molecular function: calcium-dependent cysteine-type endopeptidase activity. Gene Ontology annotation, cellular component: cytoplasm. The transcript is spliced from 12 exons. The coding region runs from base 180 to 3461 and encodes 1093 amino acids. Gene Ontology annotation, biological process: proteolysis. The record is from RefSeq and is a predicted model, not a curated record.
CCGGGUCGGGGCCGGGCCGGGCCGGGCGCGCUGCUGCUCCGCCACUCAGCGCGGGAGGCCGGCGGCAGAAGUUGUGGACCGGCCGGCGCAGGCGAGCAGGCCCGGGGCCGCGCCGCCCGGGCGGCGGGAACUGAGGAGGCGCCGCCAGGUUGCGGAGCCACACACACUCGCCUGGGUCCAUGGCCACGGUUGGGGAGUGGUCCUGUGCGCGCUGCACCUUCCUGAACCCAGCCGGCCAGCGCCAGUGCUCCAUCUGCGAGGCCCCCCGGCACAAGCCUGACCUCGACCACAUCCUCAGGCUCAGCGUGGAGGAGCAGAAAUGGCCCUGCGCCCGCUGCACAUUCCGGAACUUCCUGGGCAAGGAGACUUGUGAGGUGUGUGGCUUUGCUCCAGAGCCCGUGCCUGGCGCCUCCCUGCUGCCUGUCAUCAACGGGGUCCUGGCGGAGCCCAGGGCCAGCUGCAAGGAGGAAGCUGGUACCGUGCGGACAGCGGGGCUGGCGUCCGCAGAGCCGACUCGGGGGCGGCCCCAAGAGGACGCGGACGAGGAGAACGCGGAGCCUGAGCAGGGGGAGGAGGGGCGGGCAGCAGAGCCCGGGAGCGGCUGGGCCUGCCAGCGCUGCACGCUGCACAACACACCUGUGGCCAACUCCUGCUCGGCCUGCGGGGGCCCCCGGAAACUCUCGCUGCCCAGAAUCCCCCCUGAGGCCCUGGUGGUCCCCGAAGUUGUGGCCCCCGCUGGCUUCCACGUUAUACCUGCCCCAGCCCAGCCCGGGGAGAGCACUGAAGCUGACCCUCCCUCUGCCGCCGACCAGGAGCCCCCCCGGGCGCCGUCCUUCAGCCCCUUCUCACCCACCCUGCAGAACAACCCAGUGCCUCGUAGCCGCCGCGAGGUCCCCCCCCAGCUGCAGCCACUGGUGCCUGAGGCUACCCAGCCUUCGCCCUCUGCCGGCUCCAAGGGGCUCCCCCAGGGCCCAGGACGGACUGCAGCCGGGGCCUCCCGCCUGGCGGAGCUGCUGUCUGGCAAGCGGCUGAGCAUUCUGGAGGAGGAGGCCGCCGAGGGCAGCCCGGCACCGCAGCGGUGCUGCUCCUGCCCCGGGCCCGGCCCCUCGAGCCCUGCCCGCUGUGAGGCCUGCGGUGCUGCACCGAGCAGCGAUGUCAUCGACCUGGCUGGGGACACGGUGCGCUUCAAGCCAGCCAGCCCCUCCAGCCCUGACUUCACCACCUGGUCGUGCGCCAAGUGCACGCUUAAGAACCCCACAGCGGCCCCCAGAUGCACGGCAUGUGGCUGCUCCAAGCUGCAUGGCUUCCAAGAGCAUGGUGAGCCCCCCGCCCGCUGCCCAGACUGCAGCGCCGAUAAGUCUGGCCCCUGCUUGGCCCACAAGGCCAGCUGCCCCUUCCCCGGGGUGCCGCCCGAGCGCCCGAGCCAGUGGGCCUGCCCUGCCUGCACUCUGCUCAACGCACCCCGGGCCAAGCACUGUGCUGCCUGUCACACGCCCCAGCUCCUGGUGGCCCAGCGCCGGGGCGUUGCGCCCCUGAGGCGCAGGGAGAGCAUGCACGUGGAGAAGCGGCGGCAGACAGACGAGGGUGAGGCCAAGGCCCUCUGGGAAAACAUCGUGGCCUUCUGCCGGGAGAACAGCGUGAACUUCGUGGACGACAGCUUCCCCCCGGGGCCUGAAUCGGUGGGCUUCCCUGCGGGUGACAGCGUCCAGCAGCGCGUGCGGCAGUGGCUGAGGCCCCACGAGAUCAACUGCUCCGUGUCCAGGGACCCCGGCGCCCCGUGGUCCGUGUUCCGCACUCUCCGGCCCUCGGACAUCCUGCAGGGGCUGCUGGGGAACUGCUGGUUCCUGAGCGCGCUGGCCGUGCUGGCUGAGCGGCCCGACCUGGUGGAGCGGGUGAUGGUGACACGCAGCCUGUGUGCCGAGGGCGCCUACCAGGUGCGGCUCUGCAAGGACGGCACAUGGACGACGGUGCUGGUGGACGACACGCUGCCCUGUGACGAGGCCGGCUUCCUCCUCUUCUCCCAGGCCCAGCGGAAGCAGCUGUGGGUGGCCCUCAUCGAGAAGGCGCUGGCCAAGCUGCACGGCUCGUACUUCGCCCUCCAGGCAGGGCGCGCCAUCGAAGGCCUGGCCACGCUCACCGGUGCCCCCUGUGAGAGCCUGGCGCUGCAGGUCAGCUCCACUAACCCCCGCGAGGAGCCCGUUGACACUGACCUCAUCUGGGCCAAAAUGCUGAGUUCUAAGGAGGCUGGGUUCCUCAUGGGUGCCUCCUGUGGGGGGGGCAACAUGAAGGUGGACGAUGCUGCUUACGAGAGCCUGGGCCUGCGUCCCCGCCACGCCUACUCUAUCCUGGAUGUCCGAGACGUCCAGGGCUCCAGCCCUGUGGUCCGCAGGCUCCUGCGUCUCCGGAACCCGUGGGGCCGCUUCUCCUGGAAUGGCAGUUGGUCAGAUGAGUGGCCGCACUGGCCAGGGCACCUGCGCAGCGAGCUCAUGCCCCAUGGCAGCAGCGAGGGUGUCUUCUGGAUGGAGUACAGCGACUUCAUCAGGUACUUCGACUCGGUGGACAUCUGCAAGGUGCACUCGGACUGGCAGGAGGCGCGUGUGCAGGGCUGCUUUCCCAGCUCUGCCAGCGGGCCUGUGGGGGUCACUGCUCUCACGGUGCUGGAGCGCGCGUCCCUGGAGUUCGCCCUCUUCCAGGAGGGCAGCAGGCGCGCAGACUCGGUGGACAGCCACCUCCUGGACCUGUGUGUCCUGGUGUUCCGCGCGUCCUUCGGCAGCGGUGGCCGCCUGAGCCUGGGCCGCCUGCUAGCCCACAGCAAGCGCGCUGUCAAGAAGUUCGUCAACUGCGACGUGAUGCUAGAGCCCGGCGAGUACGCCGUGGUGUGCUGUGCCUUCAACCACUGGAGCCCCGCCGCGCCGGGCCCGCCGGCCAACACGCAGGCCUCCAGCCCCUCGGCGGGGGUCCCACGCUGCACCCCGCAGCCGCCCGGCCACGUGCUGGCGGUAUACAGCUCAAGGCUGGUCAUGGUGGAGCCCGUGGAGGCCCAGCCGACCACACUGGCCGACGCCAUCAUUCUGCUCACCGAGAGCCGGGGCGAGCGGCACGAGGGACGCGAGGGCAUGACCUGCUACUACCUGACUCAUGGCUGGGCGGGGCUCAUCGUGGUGGUGGAGAACCGGCACCCCAAGUCCUACCUGCACGUGCAGUGUGACUGUUCUGACAGCUUCAACGUGGUGUCCACGCGUGGCAGCCUGCGCACCCAGGACAGCGUGCCCCCGCUGCACAGGCAGGUCCUGGUGAUCCUGUCCCAGCUGGAGGGCAACGCGGGCUUCUCCAUCACCCACCGCCUGGCGCACCGCAAGGCUGCCCAGGCCUUCCUCAGUGACUGGACAGCCUCCAGGGGCACCCACAGCCCCCCUCUCACGCCCGAAGUCGCUGGCCUGCAUGGCCCCCGGCCUCUGUGACCCCUCCACCUUCCCAGCCCCCACGCGCACUUUAUGAGGGAGACCCCAGCAGAGGACGCUUGAAUCAGAAUCUCAGGACCCUGCCCAGGGAGCCACCAGCUGCAGUAGCUCCCCCUAGGCCUUCCUCCCUGCCCCUCCCUCCUGCCCAGGGCCUCCCCGCUGCCAAGCAGAAUACCUCGAACCCGCCUCUAGCGCCAGGGGCCUGUACACCAGCCCCUCUGACCGGCCACCUCAAGGUUGGGUUCAGAUGACCAGGGCCAGGGUGAGGCUUCUCUCUCCCUGGGGGCUGAGGCAGCCAAGAGCCCUGCUCCUAGAACCACAUCUGGGCAGGUCAAGGCCAGGACCCCAGAGUGAGAGCAGAGAUCUUUCCCUUGUAGGGGUCAGGCUGGGGCUCCAGGGUGAAGAGCAACAUGUCCUCUGUGAUGAUCAGAGGCUAGAACCCCACAGUGAGCAGGGUCCAUCCCCGUCUGUGGGGUUAGAGGCUGGGAUCCCAGGAUGAGAGCAGGGACCACCUCCUUGGGGGACACGAGAGCGGGAGCUUUCUGUUCCCGGCUUGCCCCCAGAGCACAUUUCCCUGCCCCCGGCCCCCACAAGGCAAGCAGGGGUCCCUAGAGCCCCAGCAGUAUGUCCCAGGAGGCAGGUGCCUGGCGACCGUGGGCUCAGGUCCGGGGAUGGGGGAGGUCCCAGCGGCCCCUCUGGCGACACUAUGCAAUUCCUGGAGCGCGUCCCAGGAUCAAAGAAGCCAUGCCCAGGGGCUGGAGGCCAGGGACUGUGGGUCAGGGUCCAGCCAGGCCCAGGCCCACCCUGCGGUUUGGUGAGGCGGUUUGUCCUCAGCACUACCUGACCUCUGCCAGGACAAGCAGGGUCCGGCAGCAAUUCUGGGCCUCCCUGUCUAGGCAGAGGUAGGGCCCAGCAGCCCGUCUCAGCUCUUCCCCCACCUCAGAAGCCCAGGGACCUGAGCGGUCACCUGGCUACCCGGCCAUCCUCUCUUGAGGCUGCUGUCAGACCAGAGUCCUGCGCCUGCCCUCAGAUAUCUGAGGCCAGCUUCCUGGGGGCCCGCCUGGCCUCAGUGCCCUGCAGCCCCCAGGCCAUGGGCAGCCCUAUGGGGCUUGGGGGGCCUUUUACACCUGGAGAAACAUCGGGAAGCACGCCACUCCCCUUUGGGCCUCCUUUAUAUUCCCUCCUUUUACUCUGAGCUGUGAAUAUUUUUAACCCUGUAUAUAUAGCCAGCUCUUCUGACACAGAGACUAUUUUAUCACUUGUCAGUCCCCAUCCCUGUAGGAUGGUUCUCCAUGGGUGUUUCCAGACUCAGGCUCCAAUGG